Messenger RNA from Candidula unifasciata, 289 nucleotides. The record is from the annotation of a GenBank genome assembly. Lineage: Eukaryota; Metazoa; Mollusca; Gastropoda; Stylommatophora; Geomitridae.
UACACCAUCUUCUUCUUAUAGUACACCAUCUUCUUCUUAUAGUACACCAUCUUCUUCUUAUAGUACACCAUCUUCUUCUUAUAGUACACCAUCUUCUUCUUAUAGUACACCAUCUUCUUCUUAUAGUACACCAUCUUCUUCUUAUAGUACACCAUCUUCUUCUUAUAGUACACCAUCUUCUUCUUAUAGUACACCAUCUUCUUCUUAUAGUACACCAUCUUCUUCUUAUAGUACACCAUCUUCUUCUUAUAGUACACCAUCUUCUUCUUCGAGUUCACUGGCUAUAUAA